Molecule: messenger RNA, 918 nt
Organism: Rhipicephalus sanguineus (brown dog tick)
Lineage: Eukaryota; Metazoa; Arthropoda; Arachnida; Ixodida; Ixodidae
Product: carbonic anhydrase 12-like
Exons: 8
Coding region: 1-918 (305 amino acids)
Cellular component (GO): plasma membrane
Molecular function (GO): carbonate dehydratase activity; zinc ion binding
Source: RefSeq, a predicted model, not a curated record
AUGACAGUCGCUCGCAACGUCGAACACCUGCUGUUGCAGGAUCGUACAGCGGUGCAGGGAUUCGUGCGAGAGCGGUGGCAUUACUACGUCCCCAAGUGCCACAUCCCAGGGCCCCAGCCGAUCAUCCCCCGCGAGUGGGGCCAGGAGUGGAGCAGCUGCAACGGCGCCAAGCAGUCGCCCGUGCUGCUGCUACCACACAAGUCGAUCGGCGUGGCGGUGCCGCCGCUACGCUUCCAGCAUUUCUCCACGCCGCUCGCCAACCCGGUCAUCUACAACACCGGAAGAACGCUGCGUGUGCGCGCGUCGAUGCCGAAACCGAUCGUGACCGGAGGACUGCUGACGGAGGAGUACGUGUUCGAUCAGGCUGAGUUCCACUGGGGUCGCGACGACCACAGCGGGAGCGAACACAUCGUCGACGCCCUCAGCUACGCCGUCGAGGUCCAAAUGACCUUCCGUCUACGGACGCCGUCGGCGAGGGUGGACUGCAAGGAGUGCCCUCCUGCGUACGUCGGCUUGGCCACGCAGCUCAAGACGGUUCGGCAGCGCAACCCUCUGCUGCGCACGCUCAUCUCCUCCCUGAGCUCGGUGUCGUAUGCGCUGGAGCGGACUGAUCUGCCCCUCCCGUUGCGGCUGAUCGCCUUCCUGCCCAAUGACACGCGCAACUACUACAUGUACGAGGGCUCGCGCACGGUGCCGCCCUGCACCGAGAACGUGCUCUGGAUCGUCUUCCGGGAACCCACCUUCAUCGGCAGGGACCAGGUAAAGAUGCUCCGGCAGCUGUACGCGUUCCCGGAGGUGUUCACCUGCAACAGGCACCUGGUGGCCAACCUGAGACCCCUACAGGAGAUUGGCCGAACCAGGAUGCUCUACAGAACAUUCAGGUGCACGGACAUUCUGCUCCUUCGAGGCUGCGCCUGA